AUGCAACCUGAGCCCAACGGCGGUCGGCCGCUCUCCGGUACGGAGAUCCGGCCGGCUCGGUUACACGAACCUUCCCGGCCCGGCGACGACGGCGACGGCGACGACAACGAUGACGCAAGAGACAUGGAACGACAACAGCAGCAGCAGCAGCAGCAAUUUCUGUCUCAUCAUCGUGACCCUUCCCCGGACACGCGUCGUGGCCGAGACAACAAGGCCUUGCACCCGACCGCCGGAGAGCACUUUCGUCACUUGUCCCUGAGUCCGGCACCCAGCGGCAGACUCUCCCCGGCACCACACGGCUUGUACAGCCCGGCCCACGGGCAAGUCCUGCAGCCCUACAAGACAUCACCAUGGGGUCGCUUCUGGGACCGCAACAAGCCUGCCAUCCUCGUGGCGCUGUCCCAGCUGUUCGGUGCCUCCAUGAACUUGAGCGCCCGCCUGCUCGAGCUCGAGGGCGAGGGCAUGCACCCCGUCCAGCUGCUCCUCCUCCGGCAGAGCCUGACGGCCGUGUGCUGCCUGGCCUACAUGUGGUGGAUGAGAGUUCCCGACUUCCCCAUCGGCAAGCCGGAAAUCAGGUGGCUGCUCGUCGCCAGGGGCGUCGUGGGCUUCUUUGGCAUCUUCGGCAUGUGGUACUCCAUGAUGUACCUCCCGCUGGCCGACGCCACCGUCAUAACCUUUCUGGCGCCCGGCGUCGCUGGCUUCGUCUGCUGGUUCCUGCUGCGCGAGCCCUUUACGCGAUUCGAGCAGCUGGCGACCGUUGUGGCGCUCCUCGGCGUCGUCUUGAUAGCGCAGCCCACGGCCCUCUUCUCCGACGCCACGGCCUCGACGGGCGGCGACGAUCACUCGACGACGACGAUGACGACGACGGAGCCGCCCGAGAAAGGGCUGCCGGGGGCGGACCACCAGACGACGGCGCAGGAGCGGCUCGUGGCCGUCGGCGUGGCACUUCUAGGCGUUCUGGGCGCGGCCGGGGCCUUCACGACGCUGCGCUCCAUCGGCAAGCGGGCGCACCCGCUCAUCUCGGUCAACUUCUUCGCCAUGACGAGCACCGUCAUCUGCGUCGUGACGCUGUGCGCCGCGCCGCAGCUCGACAUCGGCCAGCCGGCGCUGCGCUGGAUCACGCCCACCUCGCUCAAGCAGUGGUUCCUGCUGCUGAUGCUGGGCGCCCUGGGCUUCGUGAUGCAGUACCUCCUCACGGCGGGGCUGGCCGCCGACAAGUCCAACCGGGCCAACGCCAUGGUCUACACGCACAUGCUCUUCGCCGUGGCCUUUGACCGCUGGGUGUUUGGCCACCGCAUGGGCGUCAUGAGCUUCCUCGGCUGCGCCUUGAUCCUGGGGAGCGCCAUCGGCGUCGUCCUCAUGAAGAAGCCCCCCGCGCCGCCCAAGCUCGAGGACGUGGAGAGACAAAACAACCUGAGUGGCGAGGCCGAGGGCUCGCCGAUGCUCAUGGGCGUCGGCGGCAACGCAGAAAGUGUACACUUGGAGAGGAUGCGGUAG
Molecule: messenger RNA, 1497 nt
Organism: Purpureocillium takamizusanense
Lineage: Eukaryota; Fungi; Ascomycota; Sordariomycetes; Hypocreales; Ophiocordycipitaceae
Exons: 1
Coding region: 1-1497 (498 amino acids)
Cellular component (GO): membrane
Source: RefSeq, a predicted model, not a curated record